Pedinophyceae sp. YPF-701 is the source of this 3123-nucleotide messenger RNA. The record is from the annotation of a GenBank genome assembly. Lineage: Eukaryota; Viridiplantae; Chlorophyta; Pedinophyceae.
AUGACUGCCACGGGGGGCGGCAAAGCACCCGCCCCGGGCGGCGGGCAGAUCGACGAGGACCUGCACAGCCGGCAGCUCGCCGUGUACGGCCGGGAGAGCAUGACGCGCAUGGCCAGCGCAAGCGUGCUCGUCAUCGGCCUCAAGGGUCUGGGCGCGGAGAUCGCGAAGAACGUGAUCCUCGCGGGCGUGAAGGCGGUCACGCUGUUCGACAACGGCGCCACCGAGCUCGCGGACCUCUCCGGGCAGUUCUACCUGGGGGAGUCCGACGUCGGGAAGCCGCGCGCGCAGGCGUGCAUGGCGAAGCUCGCGGAGCUCAACCGCGCGGUCCAGGUGGAGGCCAGCACCGCCGACGAGGCGGACUUGACCAAGGGGGAGUUUUUGCGUCAGUUCCAGUGCGUGGUGGCCACCGACAUGCGCGCCGACGCGUGCGUCGCCGCGGACGCGGCCUGCCACGCCCAGGGCAUCCCGUUCAUCCGCGCGGACGUCCACGGCGUGUUCGCGCGCGUGUUCUGCGACUUUGGCCCUGAGUUUGUCGUGGCCGACACCGACGGCGAGGAGCCGCACACCGGCAUCAUCGCCUCCAUCGAGAAGGGCAGCCCCGCGCUCGUCACCUGCAUCGACGACGAGCGCCUGCAGUUCCAGGACGGCGACCUCGUGACGUUCACGGAGGUGGAGGGCAUGACCCCGCUGAACGACGGCGUGCCACGCAAGGUGAUGAACUGCAAGGCCACGUCCUUCCAGCUGGACUGCGACACGACGGGCUUCCCGGAGUACACCCGCGGGGGCAUGGUCGCGCAGGUGAAGCAGCCGAAGAAGCUGGCCUUCAAGCCGCUCAAGGACGCGCUCGUUGCGCCCGGCGAGAUCAUGAUGAUGGACUUCUCGAAAUUCGACCGGCCCCCGCACCUCCACGUGGCGUACCAGGCGCUGGACGCGUUCGUGGCGCGCGAGGGGCGCCUCCCGCGGCCGUGGGACGGCGCGGACGCGGACGCGGUGGUCGCGCUGGCCAAGGAGGCCAACGCGGCGCUGACGGAGGCCGCGCGGGUCGAGGAGGUCGACGCGAAGGUCGCCGGGCUGCUCGCGAAGACCGCGGCGGGGCAGCUCAACCCGAUGUGCGCGACUGUCGGCGGCAUCGUCGGGCAGGAGGUCGUCAAGGCCGUUUCGGGGAAGUUCCACCCCGUGCACCAGUUCCUGUACCUGGACGCGAUCGAGGCGCUGCCGGACGAGGCGGAGAUGACGGCCGAGGAGGCGGCGCCGACGGGCUCGCGGUACGACGGGCAGAUCGCGGUGCUGGGCAAGCGCCUGCACGCCAAGGUGGCGGCGCUCAACGUGUUCACGGUGGGCGCCGGCGCGCUCGGGUGCGAGUUCCUGAAGAACUUCGCGCUCAUGGGCGUCGGGUGCGGCGGGGGCACCGUCACCGUCACCGACGACGACCAGAUCGAGCGCUCCAACCUGUCGCGGCAGUUCCUGUUCCGCGACUGGGACAUCGGGCAGCCCAAGUCGACGUGCGCGUCGCGCGCGGCCAAGGCCAUCAACCCGGCGCUGAACAUCCGCGCGCUGCAGAACCGCGUGAGCCCGGACACGGAGGACGUGUUCAACGCCGAGUUCUGGGAGGGCCUCGACGUCGUCGUGAACGCCCUCGACAACGUCAAGGCGCGCCUCUACGUCGACCAGCGCUGCGUCUACUUCGGCAAGCCGCUCCUCGAGUCGGGCACGCUCGGGCCCAAGUGCAACACCCAGAUGGUGAUUCCGGAGAUGACGGAGAACUACGGGGCGUCGCGGGACCCGCCGGAGAAGGAGGCGCCGAUGUGCACGGUGCACUCGUUCCCGCACAACAUCGACCACUGCCUGACGUGGGCGCGCUCGGAGUUCGAGGGGAUGUUUGACCACUCCCCCUCCGAGGCGCGCAAGUUCCUCGCGGACCCGAAGGCGUUCCUCGCCGACGCGCGCGCCACGCGCGACGUCAGCGCGAAGGAGUCGCUCGAGAAGUGCGUCUCGGUGCUCGUCCGCGACCGGCCCGGGAGCUACGAGGACUGCGUGGCGUGGGCGCGCCACCGCUGGCAGGACUACUUCCACAACCGCAUCGCGCAGCUCACGCACACGUUCCCCGAGGACGCCGUGACCUCCACGGGCGCGCCGUUCUGGUCCCCGCCCAAGCGCUUCCCCACCGCGCUCACCUUUGACGCCAGCGACGCCUUCAACCAGCUCUACGUCCGCGGCAUGGCCAACCUCAAGGCCGGCGUGCACGGCGUGCCGCUCCCGGACUACGCCCUCGACGCCGCGGAGGUCGCCCGCCGCGCCGCGGCCAUCCCCGUCACGCCGUUCACGCCCAAGGAGGGAGUCAAGAUCGAGACGGACCCGAACAAGAAGGAGACCCCCCAGGCCGGCGUCGACGACGACAAGGUCGUCGAGGACCUCUGCGCGCAGCUCGAGCAGGCGCUCGGCUCCGGCGCGGUGUCGGCCGCGAGCACGGUCGCGCCGGUGACGUUUGAGAAGGACGACGACACCAACUUCCACAUGGACGUGAUCGCCGCGCUGGCCAACCUGCGCGCGCGCAACUACGGCAUCGCGGAGAUCGAGCGCUUCAAGGCCAAGCUCAUCGCGGGCCGCAUCAUCCCGGCCAUCGCCACCGCGACCUCCCUGGCGACGGGCCUGGUCUGCCUCGAGUUCUACAAGGUGGCGCGCCACGUCGACAAGGCCGGGCACGCGCGCGCGGACGUGCCCAUCGAGUCCUUCCGCAACGCCUUCAUCAACCUGGCGAUCCCGCUGUUCACCAUGUCGGAGCCCAUGCCGUGCGCGCGCCUGGAGUACAAGCCCGCGGGGCUGAAGUGGACGCUGUGGAGCCGCUGGGUGCUCGAGGGGGACCUGACGGUGCAGGAGGUGCUCGACUGGUUCGCGGAGAAGGGCGUGGAGGCGUACUCGAUCUCUUGCGGCACGGCGCUGCUGUACAACUCCCUGUUCCCGAAACACAAGGAGCGGCUGGGGAAGAAGGUGUCGGAGCUGGUGCAGACGGUCGCCAAGGUGGUCGUGCCGGAGGGGCAGCGCCACGUGGACGUGGUCGUGGCGUGCGAGGACGAGGAGGGCGAGGAUGUGGACGUGCCUCUCGUGAGCGUCAGGUACAGGUGA